CUACCCAACUCCUAGAGAGAUCGAUAUCUCGGAUUUACUAAUUCAGGAACUCUUAAAACAAGGAACGUUCGAGAGUAAAGAAGAGACCAGGCAACGUGAAGCCAUUCUAGACAAAUUCGACAAACUUGUAAAAGUGCUUAUUUAUAAUAUAAGUCGGGAAAAAAAACUUUCUGAAAUCGAUGCUAAAGAGGCAGGGGGUAAAAUUUUCACUUUCGGAUCAUACAAGUUAGGGGUUUAUGGAACUGGUGCUGAUAUCGAUAUACUCUGUGUUGCUCCUAGACAUAUAACUCGGAAUGAUUUCUUUUACUAUAUGCAUAAUGCACUUAAUAAUUCUAUUGAAAGUGUUACCGAUGCCUACGUUCCUGUUAUAAAAUUAAAAUUUCAAAAUAUUCCGAUUAACUUUGUUUUUGCAAGAUUAGAGCUUGCUAAAAUUCCUAAUGAUCUUGAGAUUAAAGAAAAUGCUCUUUUAAAAAACUUGGAUGAAAUAUGCGUCAGAAGCAUAAAUGGAUCGCGUGAUGCAGAUGAAAUAUUACGUCUUGUUCCAAGUCUACCAGCUUUCCGUACAUCUCUGAGAUGCAUAAAAUUUUGGGCAAAGAGGCGUGCUAUAUAUUCUAACGUGAUGGGAUUUUUUGGAGGCGUCGCAUGGGCAAUGUUGGUUGCUCGAAUUUGUCAACUAUAUCCAAAUGCUAUAGCUGGCGCGAUCGUUUCUCGAUUUUUUAGAAUUAUAUAUCAAUGGAAAUGGCCUCAUCCUGUGUUGUUAAAACCAAUUGAAGAUAGUCCUCUUAAUUUCAGAGUGUGGAAUCCAAAGAUAUAUCAUGAUGAUUUGUUUCACUUAAUGCCAAUAAUUACUCCCGCUUACCCUUCAACAUGUGCAACGCAUAAUGUAACUCAAUUCACUAAAAAAAUAAUGGAAAGAGAAUUUGGACGAG
Molecule: messenger RNA, 929 nt
Organism: Dentiscutata heterogama
Lineage: Eukaryota; Fungi; Glomeromycota; Glomeromycetes; Diversisporales; Gigasporaceae
Source: the annotation of a GenBank genome assembly